AUAUUUUUUAUAGAAAUGAUGAUAGUACACCAAAACCAGAAAAAUCUUUCGAGAUUUUUAAACACGAUAGAUAGAUUCAGCAAUGAUGUAAAGCAUCAGCAUUUUAGAGUUUAGGUAUAACUCUGAAGAUUCACCAUGAAGCUUCAUGUUGUUGGAAAAGGUUAUUUUCCUUUUCCAUCAAACCAGGAACUUAAGCUUCAGUUGUCCUCACGGAAAACGUCAUCUUGGAAAUUCAAAUAUUUCUGGGACUUUGUUCAUCAUGAACACUCUAAAGUUUGGAUGAAAAAGAUGGCGACGAUGUCGAGGGUGACGAGCAGGCAAUCUGCUCCACGAGGGGACCCGCGAGGGAUUCCAAAACGAGUUUUACGAAAACAAAAGUUGAUCCGUGGCUGUCUGGAAGGUUUCGGGGCCAUUGGAGUACAAAUUGUCAAAGUUGGACAAAUUCACCAAGUUUGCAUUUUCUGCAUUGCGAAAACAAAGUACGGCCUAUUCAUGGAACAUUCUCGCCUCUUUAACUUGCCAGAUUUAAAAGACGAAAUUGAGGAGUACCUGGGGCAUUUGAGUUGUGAUGACCAAAUGUCAACUUUUCAAGGAAGUAGCACACAUGUUUGGGCUCCUUCCAACUUUACCGAACCAGAUACAACCUUAGUUCAACCUGUUGACCACUUAUCAGAAUUCUUUAAACCUAAUUCUCAACCAACAAUAGACCAGUUUUCCGUGGUCACAUCCCCCAGAUCAGAAUUCUCAAAUUUUCUAGAUAACUCGUCAAAAUUUGUUAAAAAUCCUCUAAAACAAAAUCACCCCUCGGAAGACCACCAUAAAAAGAACAACAUGGCGUGCAAGAAAUACAGAGAAAAACAAAAAGAAAGGUUUAAGUUUAAGCAGGAUGAACUUUCAGAGCUUCAAAAAAUAAACUCAGAAUUAAACAAAAAAUUGGAAGCCAAAAAAAAUGAGGUGAGACAACUUCAAUCCAUGCUGAUUCGAUCAAUGGGAUAUCCCGUUUUGUAAAUUGAAAUCAAAGUUCAUUAAAAAAUAAGAAGUCAUUUAGAAAAACCUUAUCAGUGAAAUCUACCAUUGCAGAUUUUCAAAAACGUGUUUGUCUUGAUUCUAUAUAUAUUUGACAAUAUGCAAUAUGCAUCUAUUGGUUUUGUUUGCACAACAUGUUUUGUUAAAUUAAAUAAUUAAAAAGAGA
Molecule: messenger RNA, 1192 nt
Organism: Eurytemora carolleeae
Lineage: Eukaryota; Metazoa; Arthropoda; Copepoda; Calanoida; Temoridae
Exons: 4
Coding region: 136-1008 (290 amino acids)
Biological process (GO): DNA-templated transcription; regulation of transcription by RNA polymerase II
Molecular function (GO): DNA-binding transcription factor activity, RNA polymerase II-specific; RNA polymerase II cis-regulatory region sequence-specific DNA binding
Source: RefSeq, a predicted model, not a curated record